Molecule: messenger RNA, 291 nt
Organism: Knipowitschia caucasica
Lineage: Eukaryota; Metazoa; Chordata; Actinopteri; Gobiiformes; Gobiidae
Source: the annotation of a GenBank genome assembly
AUGGUCUGGAGCAAAGACUCUGGUCCUCCUCAGUCCCUUCUCAGUCUCCUCGGUCCCUACUCAGUCCCUCCUCAGUCCCCUCUGGACCUCCUCAGUCCCUCCUCAGUCCCCUCUGGACCUCCUCAGUCCCCUCUGGACCUCCUCAGUCCCCUCUGGACCUCCUCAGUCUCCUCUGGUCCUCCUCAGUCCCUCCUCAGUCUCCUCGGUCCCUACUCAGUCCCUCCUCAGUCCCCUCUGGUCCCCCUCAGUCCCCUCUGGGCCUCAGGCGAUGGUGGUUUCCACAAAAACUAA